CUCGCGACAGUUUGGAAUCCAGGUUGGAAAUUGUGGUAGGCGGCAGCUGGAGGCCCAGCUUUGCGAAGGAGAAUUAGGGGGUUGACAGGCACGUCGGCUGUCCUCCAGCGGCGGUGGGGCCCGAGACGACUAGGUGGGGGCCUCCCUGUCAGCCUGCACAACGCCUUCUGGCUCUGCCGCUGCUUCGGACGCUACCAAUCCUUCUCCCUGGACCGCACCAGGCUGCACCUUUGAUCCCUCUCUCCCCGUGGUGUCGGGAGUCUAGGGAGGGAUGUACAGAGGGACAGCGGGAGGUGGUGUUGGCCGCGGUUCGCCGGCUCGCUACCUCCUCGCUGCGUCCCAGAGCCACCUGGCUUCCAGGCCCCACCCCCUGGCCAGAUGGAUUGCUCUGCCCCGAACUCCGGCGCGGAAACCGCCGGCAAAGACAUAUGGUAUCCAGGAGAAAGAUGCCUUGUCCCUUCUCCAGAUAAUGAAAAACUUUGUGAAGCAAGCAUAAAAUCCAUCACAGUGGAUGAAAAUGGGAAGUCAUUUGCAGUCAUCUUAUAUUCAGAUUUUCAAGAAAGGAAAGUACCUCUUAAAAGACUUCAAGAAAUAAAACCUGUUAAAGAUUGUUCUAGAAAUUUCAUAUUUGAUGACGAAGAUUUAGAAAAACCUUAUUUCCCAGACCGAAAAUUUCCGUCAUCUGCUGUUGCUUUUCGGUUAUCUGAAAAUGGAGACUCUAUUCCUUAUACUAUUAACAGGUAUUUGAGAGACUAUCAAAGGGAAGGAGCCCAGUUUCUUUAUGGACACUUCAUCCAAGGAAGAGGAUGUAUUCUUGGUGAUGAUAUGGGACUUGGAAAGACAGUACAGGUUAUUUCAUUUUUGGCUGCAGUUUUGCAUAAAAAGGGAACUCGUGAGGAUAUUGAAAAUAACAUGCCCGAGUUUUUACUAAGAAGUCUGAAAAAGGAACCUCCUCCUUCAGUAGCAAAAAAGAUGUUCUUAAUAGUCGCUCCUCUAUCCGUCCUCUACAACUGGAGGGAUGAAUUGGACACCUGGGGAUAUUUCAGAGUCACCAUUUUACAUGGUAAUAAAAAAGAUGAUGAACUGAUUCGUGUAAAGCAGAGGAAAUGUGAAAUUGCUCUAACAACUUAUGAAACGUUGCGCUUAUGUCUGGAUGAACUUAACAGUUUAGAAUGGUCAGCUGUCAUUGUGGAUGAAGCUCAUAGAAUCAAGAAUCCAAAGGCUAGAGUAACAGAAGUUAUGAAAGCUUUAAAAUGCAAUGUUCGUAUCGGCCUCACUGGCACCAUUCUUCAGAACAACAUGAAAGAACUGUGGUGUGUUAUGGACUGGGCUGUACCAGGACUUUUAGGUAGCAGGAUCCACUUCAAGAAGCAGUUUUCCGAUCCAGUAGAACAUGGUCAGAGACACACUGCAACAAAAAGAGAACUAGCUACUGGCCGAAAGGCCAUGCGAAGGCUUGCGACAAAGAUGGCUGGAUGGUUUCUCAGGCGUACCAAGACUCUCAUCAAAAAUCAGUUGCCUAAGAAGGAAGACCGGAUGGUGUAUUGUUCUCUAACAGAUUUUCAGAAAGCUGUCUACCAAACAGUGUUAGAGACGGAAGAUGUGACUUUGAUACUUCAGUCUUCUGAGCCUUGUACUUGCAGGAGUGGCCGAAAAAGGAGAAAUUGUUGUUAUAAGACUAAUUCACAUGGUGAAACAGUGAAAACGCUGUACUUCAGUUACCUUGCAGUCCUUCAGAAGGUAGCUAACCACGUCUCGCUACUGCAGGCUGCUAGCACCUCCAAACAGCAGGAAACACUCAUCAAAAGGAUAUGUGAUCAGGUGUUUUCCAGAUUCCCAGAUUUUGUGCACAAAAGCAAAGAUGCAGCCUUUGAAACACUUUCUGAUCCGAAAUAUAGUGGAAAAAUGAAGGUCCUUCAGCAGCUUUUAAGUCAUUGCAGGAAAAAUAGAGAUAAAGUUCUUCUUUUUUCCUUCUCCACCAAGUUGCUGGACGUGCUGCAGCAGUACUGUAUGGCGUCUGGGCUUGACUACCGGCGACUUGAUGGAAGUACAAAAUCAGAGGAAAGAAUCAAGAUCGUGAAAGAGUUCAACAGUACACAAGAUGUUAACAUUUGCCUUGUCUCCACAAUGGCCGGUGGACUAGGCCUCAAUUUUAUUGGUGCCAAUGUUGUUGUAUUAUUUGAUCCUACUUGGAAUCCAGCCAAUGAUCUUCAAGCCAUCGACAGAAUACCCAUCAUUCAGAACCACCAGAUAUCAAGCAGAAUGAAGUCCUACAACUACAAAUUAAAGAGGAAACCACAUCAAGACAGAGCAUACAGGAUUGGGCAGUGCAGGGAUGUCAAAGUGUUUAGGCUGAUAUCUUUGGGAACUGUGGAGGAGAUCAUGUACUUACGACAGGUGUACAAGCAGCAACUUCACUGUGUGGUGGUUGGAAGUGAAAAUGCCAAGCGAUAUUUUGAAGCAGUUCAAGGAUCAAAAGAACAUCGAGGAGAGCUUUUUGGGGUCUCUAAUCUCUUCAAACUACGGUCCCAAGGGUCUUGUCUUACAAAGGAUAUCCUAGAGAGAGAAGGCCAAGUGGAAGCGGGGGUCAUGACAGCCAGAACAUGGUUAAAAGAGGAACCUCAAGUACACAAACUAGAAAGACCUGGAGAGCCUGACUAUCAAGAACACAGAGGGCCAGAGCAACCUGCAUGUGGUCUAUGUGGUGAUUUUAGUGAUGAUGAAUCAGUGGAAAACUCAAGAAUAAAGUCCACUAAAAACAAAGCAUCUGACUCAAGUAAAGCUUCGGGUUCUCCAGGGCAGCUUACCUUACUCCAGUGUGGUUUCUCUAAAUUGCUUGAGACAAAAUAUAAAGCAGUUGAUGAUAAUGAUGAAAAUAUUGCAUCUGAUGAUAAAAGUUCUGAUGAACAGCGCUCAUGCCUUUCGACAGAAGCCAAAGAUGUUGGUUGUCAGAAAAGUCAAGUCUCUCUUAGUACUUCAAAACAUCAGAAAUUAGCCAACAUCCUAAAUCCAAAUGAAAAAGAUAUUUUUGAUAAAAGUGAAAAGAGUUUAGAACAGACUAUUUCUUCUGAGUCUGAUGAUAGUGAAGAUUCUAAAAAUACAACUGACCACCAUUGCAAUUUACAGAAUAUCACAGAAUCAGAAGAUAGUGAUGUCAUCUUUCCUACACAAUAUACAACUCAGAAAUUCCCUAAGAAUAGUGUAAGGCUUAAAACAGCCAAGGAUAAAUUUGAAGAUUCUGAAACAGAAAGCCCCGUAAAAAUAGCAAAUAACGGUGAUGAUACAAAGAGCAAUGUCAGAGAAAGUGGACUAAUUUCAAAACAAUUAAAUCCUGUAAACCUGAAAUCUAUUAUGAAAAGAAAAGGUAGUAGUGAUAUUAGUGAUGAGUCUGAUGACAUUGAAAUUUCCUCUAGGUCAAGCGUAAGAAAACAAAGAGCUACUAAGUCUUUGAGGUUUAAGAGAAAAAAGGAAAAUAAAAGAGAACUUUACACUUUUCCUAAAACAAUGAAGAAAGAAAACCAACUGUAUACAACAGAUGAAGAUUGUAAUUCUAUUGAUGAUUUUACAUCUUCAGAUGACGAUUUUUCUGUUAGCCACAUCAGUUUCUCUAAACAGAGACAUAGAGCAAAAACUUCAAAAGAUAGAAUUGGUUUCUCUACAAAAUUUCCUAGCCAUAAGAAAAAUAGCACUUUUGUACCAAGAACACCAAUGAAAUUUUCAAAUGAAAGCACUGUCAAUCAAGAGCAGAUGUAUGAAUCAAUGGAUAAAUUUUUAGAUGGUGUCCAGGAAGUGGCUUACAUUCACUCAAACCAGAACGUGAUUGGAUCAAGCAAAGCUGAAAAUCACAUGAGCCGAUGGGCAGCACGUGACGUAUUUGAAUUGAAGCAGUUUUCCCAGCUUCCUGCUAACAUAGCUGUUUGCAUUUCUGAGACACAUAAAGACAAGAUGAAGACGGAUACAUCAACACAUAUAAAGAAUGGCCAUCCGCCAAGUGAAGAAGGCAUUUCAUUUCCCCUUUGCAUUUCACAUCCUGUGAGCCAGAAGAAGAAGAAAGUUUACCGAACAGACCAGACCACCUUCAUCAUUGGGGAAACACCAAAAGGGAUUCGUAGGAGGGUCACUGCCAGGGAGGCACAGCCAAAUGAAUGUGUUUGAUGUUGGAGUGGUUGUUGCAGCAGAGAGAAAACAGAAUUGCUCCCAACUUUCUGUCUUGAGCAACAGAUUGGACUUACUGAAUGGAGAAAACUAGAAGAAAAACAAGUUUGGAGUUUAAAAAAAUUAAGAGUUCUCUUUUGCUCAUAUUAAAUUUGAGGUUCUGUGAAAAUGUUGAAUAGACAAUGGAUGAGCUACCCUGGGAUCUGGGGACUAGGAUCUAAAUCUGGAAGUCAUCUGCACAGAGAUUAUAAAUGGUGUUUUGAGCCAUGGGACUGUGUGAACAGCCUAGGAACACAGCACAGAAAAGAGAGGAAAAGCCCCAGGACUGAGCCUGGAGGCACAGUGUAAGGUUCUGAAGUAUGAGAAAAGUGAAUUUCAAAAAGGAGGCGGCUCUUGACUCUAUCAAAUUCUGUGGGAAAGUGCCCACUGGAGUGGGCAGCAGAGAACUCAUUGGCUGCUUCGACCUGAGCAGUCUUAGUAGACAGAUGCUGGGGUGAAGUGGGCAAACGGUGAAUAGGCAGGGCCUGCCAUAGCUCUUUGAGUUCAGAUAUGAAAAGCAGCAGUAACCGGGUGGGAUUGUGGGACCAAGAGUAGGUUGUUGUUGUUCUUUUGUUUUUUUAAAGAUUUUAUUUAUUUAUCUUUAAAGACGAAGGGAAGGAGAGAAGGAGAGAAAUAUCAAUGUAUGGUUGCCUCUUGUGAGUCCCCUGCUGGGAACUGGCCUGCAACCCAGGCACGUGCCCUGACUGGGAAUUGAACCGCGAUCAUGUGGUUCUCAGGCCCACGCUCAAUCCACUGAGCUACACCAGCCAGGGCCGUUGUUGUUUUUAAGUUGUCGAGAUAAUAGAACCUGUUUAUGUAUUGAGGGAACAGGCUAAGGCGGAGUGGGGCUGGGGAAGUGGAGAUCAUGCCAGAGUGAACGAAAAGAGUGAAGUGCUAGAGGCAGCAGAGGGUCCUAUCCAGACCACUGGCCAAUUUCCGGCCUUUGAGAAGCAUUGAAAGAAAAGAGAUGAUGACAGGCACAGAUAUAGUGAUAUUUCGUCAGUUAAAUGAGAUUUAAACUCACCAAUUCAGAGGGAGAUAGGUUUAGGCAGAGGGAAGUUGUGAAAUAAGUCAUUUUUAAAGUAGGGAAGCAAGCCUAGUGGGACUAGAAUUCUUGGGUAAUAUUAAGCCCUUGUUUGAGAGCAGUUCCAAUAAAACUAUCUGCGCAGUCAUGCAUACUUCAUUCAGCAAGCUUCAAUUGCUUAGUCGUAAACACAGAAUAGAGAGAUGGCUAGGUUUUGCUAGGGGUUAGUAUGGCAAGAGAGAGAAGCAAGGUAGCUGAAAGGUGUUUGCAAAAGAGUGAUUAUAAAAUUGAAUAUAAGCUCUACCAGGGGGUAAUGAGAAAGCAGAAAAGUCAGUGAAUUGAAGCACUUGAUUUCAGCGUUGUUGUCAUGGGGGUUCACAGUUGAGCUGGAGCACGAGAUGACUGAGUCAGUGAUAUAGAGGUAGUACAGUUAAUGGUAGUGGGUGGCAGUAUAUGACCUUGGGAAAAGGGGCCUGGCAUGGGAUUGAGUCUUUGGAGGUAAGCUAAAGAAAUUGGUGGGCCAGGUGUCAGGUAGGACAUCCACAUGGAUUUUGAUGAUAAUUGUCAAGAAUGAUGGUAGGACCCCUGACUGGCAUGGUCAGUUGCUUGAGUGUUGUCCCUCAAAGUGAAAGGUCUGGGUUUUGAUUCCUGGUCAAAACCCAGGGCACAUGCCUGGGUUGCAGGACCAGUCCCUGGUUGGGGUCGUGCAGUAGGCAACCAAUCAUUGUUUUUCUCCCUCCCUUCCCCUCUCUCAAGUAAAUUAAUUAAUUAACAAAAAAAGAAUGAUAACAGGAGAUGAAUAGAAGCAACAUUAAUCCAGGAUCAGUUACUAGCAGGAAAAAACUAAGGAGUCAGUUAACAAAAUGCAGGAGAAAAUGGUUCAGCUGGUUAGCAUUAAUCUUAUAAAGGGAAAGGAGUUUUUAAGAAAACAAUGCCCUGGAAGCAGCAAUAUGAAGCAUGAACCCUGAGGUUGUGAGGUGUGAGCCUUGAUUUGCAAAUACAACAUGGGAAGAAGGCAGUAUCACAAGGCAACAGAGGGACCAUUCAGCAUAGGAGACAGGGGAAUUGGUAGAUCAUAGCCUGGUUCCACAGGUGCCGAAGAAUGGUCUGGAAGGUGGAGUAUUGGAUUAGUUCAAGGAUGUAAAGAGUAGGAGGAGAUGAGAGGCCAGUGGUUACGGUAAACAAGGAAUAGGACUGAGGUAAACAAUGAUGGAAGACAUGAUUGAAUUGGUCCUCAUGGCAUCUGGGGAUGAGUGAGAAAGUGCUGGUGCUCUGUGGAUUCCAAAUGCUUCCCUCAGGGAUUUGGCAACUUCCAGUCCUUACCUGUCCCAGGAAGGCUGGUCCCUCAGCUCCUUAGCUGCUGGUGUGGCGGGUUGGCUGUCAGUUGCCCACCUUUGCCCAGGAAGGUGAACUCCCCACACAAUUGCAGCAAUGCAUCUCCUCAAACAUUCACAACAAUGCUUUUUGCACUUUGGGCAGUGAUUUUGCUAGGAGGCUGACCAUCUAUGUUUUAUCAUUUUUGUGGAGCACAUUGUCUUCAUCCCCCUUAAUUUGUUUAUAAAAAACCUAAAAUAUUAACAAUGAAUAGUUUUUGCCUCUUUUCCUUUUUUCUCUACCCAGCCUAGGGAAUAAAUGCCUUAUGCUAAGUAAAAAAGACAAAGGGGGUCUUUCUAAUAUUAUUAGCAUUAAUAUUGGCAUUUCUAGUUAAUAUUGGCAUUCUAGUACUAGAAUGCCAAUGUUUGAACCAGGCAAUAAUAUCCAAACUUUCUUACUAACCAUCCUACCUUUGUGAGAAUCAGGACUGGUCCAUGCUACAGCCCAGUGGAUCAUCUGAAUGAAGUGUUUGGCCUACCUUUCCUUCAGAAAGCUUAGGCAGAGAAGAGAUGAUGGUUUUAGCUGUGUUCUAUCCCUAUUGCCCCAAUUCGUCAAGAAAAAGGGGAGAGAAAUUUUAAUUUAUCCAUGAUAUAUACCAGUCCGGAAAUACUUGCUGAAAGAUACCUAUUUUUGGUUUCCUUUCUUUUUCUAAGUGGUACUCAAGUGUCUACACUAGUUUACUAAAUUUUCCUACCCACUGGUUAUACCUCAC
This is a messenger RNA of Artibeus jamaicensis (Jamaican fruit-eating bat), 7304 nucleotides long. It is a transcript of the gene ERCC6L2, whose product is annotated as ERCC excision repair 6 like 2. NCBI's taxonomy places the organism in Eukaryota, Metazoa, Chordata, Mammalia, Chiroptera, Phyllostomidae. The transcript has 20 exons. The record is from RefSeq and is a predicted model, not a curated record. The coding region runs from base 379 to 4155 and encodes 1258 amino acids. Gene Ontology annotation, molecular function: ATP binding; ATP-dependent chromatin remodeler activity.